ACAGGUUUUCCGAAUUCUUUUCAUCGAUCGAUCUUUUUUCGGAUCACAAAUCUUCAGAAUUAAACUUUGAUCUAGAGAUUGGUAAUAUCUAUUUCACCCCCGACUGCUACUUCGACAAAAAAGAAUUCGACUUUCGAGGGUUUUUCAUCAUCGGUAAUUCUAGCGGAUACAUUUUAAAAAAAAAACAUGUAUUUUCCGCUGAAUGAAACCACCAACCGAAUUCAAAAACCAACUCGCUCCCUUGAGGUUAUCUCGGACACAAUAUCUUUGAAAAUAUCUUUAACAUGUAUCUACAAAUAACCGUCACCGCGCUCCGAAGUUGGCUGUUGGUAUCCUUCUACUCCUGCUCGUCCUGCUGCGAUGUUUUGAAAUUCGUUACCAACGCCAGCUUCGGAGGAGCUUUCGAUCGAGCGCAAUUUACGAGAAACGCGACUCUAGUCUUCGUUCUCAUUCAAUUUUUUAUUUUCGACAAUGUGUUCGCUCGGUCCACGGUCUCGUAGUUGAACAAGUGCAUGAGAACAAAAGGCAUAGUAUAAUACCGGAGAGAGCAGUAAGAUCUUCAGUUCCUAGCUGCUCCGGACGUCUUUCUUGUAAAAAGUCGCAUGUAAUUCAUACACAAAAAUAAUCAGGUCUUGGGAUUAUUUUUGGAUUUUUGGUCCAAUCGUACGUUACAAGGUAAAAAAAAACCACACAACAAUCCCAGUUAUACCAAGUCCAUCUGUCAUUUCCAAUCAAGGACAUCAGGCAUAUUUAUUGAUACAAAGUAUGAAGCGUACUCGACCCCAGUGUCGGAUGAAGAAUGCAAGCUCUACAGCUCCUGAAAGAUAUUUUUCAACGAAAAAUGAUACCUUGGAGCCAUCCAAAAUCGACGCUACAGGAAUCAAGAGUGACAAAUUGACAUUCGAAAAUUUGAAACUCAAUCAGACAGCUAUUGAUAAAAGUGGUGGUGCGUCGACUGUAGCAAAGAAAAAAAAGUUGAGAGGUACCGUAAAUUUGGAAAUGAUGAAGGAAGAACUAAAACAACUUGAAGAUCCACCGGUUACCCAGGAAGAAAAAGCGACGAGCUCGAAAAAACUUUCAUAUUCUUUUUUCAACAUCCCAUGCAUGGAUCUGGCUAAGAAAUUAUUAGGAAAAAUUCUGGUUCGCCGUCUGGAAAAUGGGAUUAUCCUGAAAGGACGAAUCGUUGAGACGGAAGCUUAUCUGGGUGAAAUCGAUAAGGCCUCGCAAACUUAUGAAGGAAAAAUAACACCGAGAAAUUUACCCAUGUACAUGUUACCCGGAACUAUUUAUGUUUAUCUUACUUACGGGAUGUACCACUGCUUCAACAUAUCCAGCGGAGAACCCGAUUCGUACGUACUGGUCAGAGCUCUUCAAAUCUUGGGUGAUACGGAAUACGUCGAACUGUUGAGAAACUCCGAAUCGAAAAUUGGGAAAAGUGUGAAAGUAAUGAACGACGAUAUAAAAACGAUUGAGCCCAGAGAGCUUUGUGACCAACCUUGGAAAAUUUGUACAGCAUUCGCUCUCGAUGUUGACGAUAUGAAUUCAAAAAAAUUAUGGAAUUCUAAAUUCAUAUGGCUGGAACAAGAUGAUGAAUCUUCGAAAACCUUUCUCAUGGUCGAGGCACCGCUUGUCAAAAAUUUCGGUGAAAAUAAUUCAAGUCCCCGAAAACUUCGGCGCUAUUACGUGCUCGGUAACCCUUGCGUUGGAAACCGUAACAUCGAAUUCGAGAGCCAAGCAUACCUUUUUUAGAAAGGGGUGCGCGGUGCUAUUACGAGCUCUUGAGCCACUCGUCGGUGUCGAAGAAAUGACAAAUCGUCGGACAACACGAUUAAAGUCACGUCAAGGAGAAGCCAAAAAAUUGGCGAAACACGAGAUAUGUAACGGUCCA
Venturia canescens is the source of this 1888-nucleotide messenger RNA. RefSeq names its product putative 3-methyladenine DNA glycosylase. The transcript has 5 exons. The record is from RefSeq and is a predicted model, not a curated record. Gene Ontology annotation, biological process: base-excision repair. Lineage: Eukaryota; Metazoa; Arthropoda; Insecta; Hymenoptera; Ichneumonidae. Bases 766 to 1749 code for a protein of 327 amino acids. Gene Ontology annotation, molecular function: DNA binding; alkylbase DNA N-glycosylase activity.